This is a messenger RNA of Anneissia japonica, 4777 nucleotides long. RefSeq names its product mucosa-associated lymphoid tissue lymphoma translocation protein 1-like. Gene Ontology annotation, biological process: proteolysis. The transcript is spliced from 18 exons. Gene Ontology annotation, molecular function: cysteine-type endopeptidase activity. The record is from RefSeq and is a predicted model, not a curated record. Lineage: Eukaryota; Metazoa; Echinodermata; Crinoidea; Comatulida; Comatulidae. The coding region runs from base 182 to 2983 and encodes 933 amino acids.
UGAAAUCGGAAGCGACGAAACACGCCAAGACUUCGAAGUCGUAGGCCUACUUCGUCAAGGUUUUCGGUGUCGUAUAGGCCUACUAUACGAUUUGUUUUGGAACGAGUGAAGUGUAGAGAUAAUGCGGGAAGUAUUGAAUCGCCUGUACUAAGACUUCAAUACUCAAGAGACAACUUCCAUUAUGAAUCAAGACUAUUAUGACUAUGAGGACUACCCACCGUCGGCCAGGGUGAAUCCAAAUGAUUGUAUAUUGGAGCUAAAUUCUGUCAUUAUUAGCAGUCUAAUUACUAAACUUGACUCUGCUGAUCACACUAAAAACUGGAGGGCGCUCAUCGAUGCUUUGCCAGAUACUCCAUACACACUCCUUGAUGUUGAAUGGUUUGCCAAUAAGAGAUUGGAGAAGAGAAGUCCAUCUAAGGCACUGCUUGCUUCUCUGGGAAAUCAUGGCAGAACGGUGGAGCAGCUCAUUUAUUACCUCAAGAGGAUUGAGAAUGAACCAGCUUUACUGUUGCUCCAGACUCCAUCUGAAGAUAUAUGCAUUAUUCAGCAACCUGUUGGUGUUACAAUUGAUGAGGGAAGGGAUUCAACAGCCUCGUUUUCUUGUCAUGCAAGAGGCUUCCCAUUCCCUCGCUACCAAUGGUUCAAGGCUUGUCAGUCGGAGGCAAUAACGGUUCCAAAUGGAAACCACCGGGUGUUGAAAAUUAAUCCGGUUACCAAGCAAGAUGCUGGAUUUUAUUCAUGCAGAGUACACAAUGACCGGGAAGGGAGAGUGGUCAGUUACUGUUUUACACAUUGGGCCGAGUUGAAAGUUGAAAUAGCACAAGAAUUUAUGAUGUCAACAUUAGAGGUAACAAAGCAUCCGUUGUCUGUAACAGCAGACGUGGGGAAUGAAAUCGUUCUUGAAUGUAGUGUCAUAUGCCAGUUCAAACCAUGGUUUCAAUGGUACAUUAUGAAAUCAGAUGGAGAGAAUCUCGCUCCGGUUGCCAUACCGGGCAAGACGAACCAAAAGCUUGUAUUCAAACAAGUGAAUGUUAAUGACAGUGGACAUUACAAAUGUAAGAUUGAAAGUGGCAGAGAAAAGAUAUGGACAUAUUUUGCCAAGGUGGAAGUUGUUCCCAAAAGACAAUACAACCCUGAAUCAAAGAUACCGGUUAUUGUUCGCCACCCAGUAUCAAUGGACCAGGUGAUGGAUAAUGAUACAGUUGUAUUAGCUUGUGAAGCAUAUGGUGAGGGCCCACUUUUCUACCAAUGGUACAAGAAUGGUGAGAUGAUUCAAGCUGCGACUUGGCCAGAAUAUCGCAUUGAAGCAAUGAAACCAGAGCAUUAUGGGGAAUAUUUCUGUGUCGUCAGGAAUCGUUAUCAAGAUGUACAAUCUAACAUAGCGUCAGUCCACCUGCCAAUCAUACAAAACCCAAUCUAUGCCACCGAUAAGGUAGCUUUGUUGAUAGGCAAUCAAUCGUAUCGUAAUUUACACAAGCUCCUAACACCACAAAAAGAGGUAGAAAAUCUGGGCAUUUCUUUGCUUCAAGUCUGCGGUUUUAAAUUGAUUACUUUGAUUGAUCUGACCAAAAAGGAAAUUGAAUUUGCCGUCUCAAUGUUCUGUAAUCUACUUGCUGAGGGCAUGUAUGGUGUGUUCUUCUUUAGCGGCCAUGGUUUUGAGAAUGACGGUCACAGCUUCCUAAUCCCUGUAGACUGCUCGUCAGGGCAUAAGAUAAAGGAUUGUGUUGAUACCCAAUGGAUACUGGAUCAGAUGCAGGUGCAUAAAACUGCUCUGAAUUUGAUUUUGUUGGACAUUUGUCGUAUCAGGAAUGACUACCAGGACCAAAAAGUAGACGAUAAGUUGCAUCCAGACGUCCGGGGUAACACCGUAUUUGGAUAUGCUGCAGCUGCAAAUUGUGAAGCCUUUGAAGCACCCGGGGAGGACUACAGUGUCUUUGCUAAACACCUACUGCUAAAUAUUAAUAGACGAGAACGGAUUGAACGUGUUCUUGAAAAAGUCAAAAAAGGUGUACAAAAUGAUACUACCUCAAGAGGAAAGCAGUACCCAACCAUAUACUCAGAUCUUGUGGAGGAUCGUGGGCUUCUUGACCCAGUCAACAGCCAAGGACAAACAAAGUUAUUCAACAAGAGGGUAAUGCAGUGGGAAGAAGCUCAUGGUAAAGUUUGGAAUAGUUUGAAUUUUACUCCAAUUUUAAACCUCUCUUCAUGCAUUGGAUGUCAUACAGAGGCGGAUCCAGGAAUUUGGAAUAGAAGGGGGAACAGGGAUGGAGAUUCGGGGGGGGGGGGGGGAAUUGAAUAUAAAUUAAAAUGUUUAUUUAAAAAAAAGAGAAUUCAUAUUGAUGUUUUGAUUUUUUGCCAAUUUCUGUUAUUUCCAUUUGCAGAGAUCGAUUUCGAAGGCCCUCUGAUAAGGCCCAUCGGCUCUGGCUUUGACUAUUUUGUGCAUAUAGACAUCCGAAUAAAAACUUCUAAUAUAAUGAACAUUUUGGUUGUUAUAAUCAACGACUUAGACCAGCGCUGUAACGUACAAUUGCAGCACUUUCCACCGGAAUUGGAUGUGAAAGUUACAAAAGAUUAUGAGCCUGGGUAUGAAGGCAAGGUUUUAAAGACUACAGUGUCCGGGUUGCAGAGGCUAAAGGGCAAAUUGCAACCGGUUCUUUUUAUUGAGUGGUUACAUGAAAAGGAACUUCACAGAUGGAUGAGAAUGUUGGACCUUGGAACACCACUUGUCUCGAAAAUCUGGCAAAGCCGGGACUAUAAACAUCCAACGGAGAGUUCCUAUCCAGAUUAUGACCUGCCUGGGCACCAAGGAAGGGGAAUUGCAAAUUCUAAUUCUCUUUUAAAAGAAAUAAGUGAAGAACUACAAGCAGUAUCAAUAUCCUCUAUAGAGCCUAAACCUAUUCAAACUGAGCCUAAGGAAGGCAGUGUUCAUAAGGAGGAACCAAUAACCGAAGAAUCCUCUACGUCCAAGACAGAAACACAGUGAAAUAAUAUUCAGUUUUAAAAUCAAAACUACCGUACUAACGAAGAGAAAUUGGGCCGGGUACUUACUGCGCUCGACGAUCGUUGGCCGACACAAUUCUGUAGACAUCGUGACGCAAAGAUGAGCACACAACAAAUUGUUUUUAACGACAAUCCAUUUAGACUGCGCUCACAGGCUGACGGUCGUAUGACAGAGUGAGAGCUAGGUCUUAUGUGUACUAGGCCUGGUCCAAUGUGCAUAAUGAAAGUAACCUUUGCUUUAGGGUACACAAAGGGCCCUUAACUGGGAUGCUGAAAUCACCCAAAGGAACUGGUUCCUUCCAGCUCACUCAAAGCUAUACCAGUAUACCUUGUAAAUAAAGAUUAAUAUAUUUACCAAGAUAAAAGAUGGCGAUUGGCAUCAUAAAUGUAAUAGAAAACCCAGAAACAUUUUCGAAGUGUUUAAUUAUUUCAAUUUGCAUUAUUUUUUAGUUUAACUAAAACAAAUAAACAGAAAAAUAGUAUUUGUCUUUCCUAGCUUCUCAUGAUUUAUUCUAGAUACUGAAACAAACUGAUAACAGAACAUGAUGCAAGUGUGUUCUUUGUUUUUAUUAGAUACUUUUGACAUUUGAUGGUUUAUCUUUAUGAUUUUUGCAUUUACUCUUAACUUAGUUCUAGUAAACAACAAAGUUCUGUUAUUUAAAAUUCUGAGUAAUAAAUACAGGUGGUAGGUAUUUUUUUUUUAUUAAUCCAGGCUCUUGUGCAUGGGUUUUUUUUUCAGGGAUUUAUUCACUUGAAGAUACUGUAUGUACAAAUGUUAUAUAAGCCAGUCGCACAAGAAAGCAAUUUGCUGAGCAGGUAUUUUCGUGCCACAGUUUGCUUGAGUACAUGCUUGACCAGAUACAAAACUGUGUCUACCAAUGUUGUUUUCAACUCUAGCCUUGGUGGGCUAGUUAAAUGAGCAUUUAUGAUUGGCUGCUAAAUAUCAUGAAAAUUCUGAUUCACAGUACAUAAAAUAGUAUUCAGUACAUAAUCUGUGUAUGCUUCUUCAAUACUUACAUUGAAUUAAUUGUUGUUCAUUUUUAUUACAUAUUGUAAUUCUAGAUAAAGAAAUUUAAUUAAAAAAUUAUAAAGUACAUAUAUUAUAUAAAGGUUAAAUGUUAUAAGAGAAAUGUUUCUGUGUUCGAUAUGUAAAAUGGAUGUUUAAUACAAAUGUUUUCUUUUUAUGUUGUUGAGGAGCUCUAAUAGUCACAUUCUAAGAUGAUUUAUAUUUUUAAUUUACACAUACAUAUUGUCUCCCAUCAGACCUGGACCAAUUUUAGUGUCAUUACACUACAACAUAUUAACUUUGAAAUAUGAUUGUAAAUAAUAUUACUGUACAAGAGUAACUGGUAUGUUAAAGACAAUAGAUUUGCUACUUCAUUAAAGAGUUAAAGUAGAGAAAUAUGAACUUACACAUAAUAUGCAUGGUCUCAGAAAAAAACAAAACAUAGAAUUGGCAGGUUACACAAAAAAAACCACUACUAAAUAUUCUGUUAUUUCCAUUUUUAAUACUUGCAGUUGGUCCAUAAAAGAUUUCAACUCUUGUGUUUGUAAAGAUUGAUAAACAAGUACUGUAUUGUGGAUAAAUCGAACCUAAGCCAUUGUAAGACUGGAACUCGGUACAUAAACCUUAAGACCACUAAAUGAAAAUUCUUCUGACGAUAGAAACACAUGCAGCACUAUUACAACAAAGUGAAACUGGCGCAUUAUAAAUAUUUAAUUAUUUGUAUAAUUGUGAGCUUAAAUAUAAAUCUUGAAUAAAAAAAAAAGCAAACAA